This is a messenger RNA of Pungitius pungitius (ninespine stickleback), 2343 nucleotides long. It is a transcript of the gene rxylt1, whose product is annotated as ribitol xylosyltransferase 1. Gene Ontology annotation, cellular component: Golgi apparatus. The transcript has 6 exons. Bases 177 to 1502 code for a protein of 441 amino acids. Gene Ontology annotation, molecular function: ribitol beta-1,4-xylosyltransferase activity. Lineage: Eukaryota; Metazoa; Chordata; Actinopteri; Perciformes; Gasterosteidae. Gene Ontology annotation, biological process: protein O-linked glycosylation via mannose. The record is from RefSeq and is a predicted model, not a curated record.
CCAACGCGGUUGAAAUUACACAAUUAUUUAAGAUACCGGGUGUUUUGCACAGGCGUUUUCCUCAGUCAGCUGUGACUUGGAGGUCCUCGGAAUGUAUACAAGGAAGGGUCCCCUCACAAAAAAAAGAUGGAGAGCAGCUACACAAUGGUAACCUGAGAGAAUAAAAUAAAACGAAAAUGAAAAUACCAAAAAGAAAGCUAUUCCUCCUAAUUAUUUUUGCAUACGUGGCAUUUUCCCUCUAUGCUGCAUAUAAUGUCUUCUUCAGCACCAAAGUCAUCUCCCGCGUUCACAGGGUGGUGAAGAAAGAGACGGGGGCACUCUCGGAUGGUGUCAAAGACGGCGGCGCUGCUCCUUUUUUAGCUCGUGACUGGAAUCCGUGGGAGGAUGAACAGGUGGACUACAACUCCGCCCUGACCAAAAAGAGGCAGGCCUUCAAACAGCACCUGAGUCGAAUUGACCAGAACGAACCCAAAAGACACAGGGUUCAAAUCUGGGGUAAAGCUGCCAUAGGGAUUUACCUUUGGGAACAUAUUUUAGAGGGACCUCUCAACCCUUCUGACAAGAUUGCACAAUGGCGAGAGGGGGAACUGCAGUCAGGAAAGAUUGAUUUCAGUUUUUACACUGGUCCUGCUGUGGUCCAGGGGCAUGUCCCUCUGGAUAUGAACAGCCUGGUUCUGGUUCUGAAUGGCCGGGAACAGCAGAAGGUCACUUACUCAACACGGUGGCUGGAACAUGUCCAAGCUCUGGUACAGUCUCGCACAGUGUCACAUGUGGCGGUGGUCCUGCUGGGAAACGAGCACUGCAACAACGGCUUCAUUGCCCCAUACUUAAAGAGAAAUGGUGGAUUUGUGGACUUACUGUUUGUAGUUUACGACAGUCCAUUGGUCAACGACAAGGAUGUCUUCCAGUGGCCCCUUGGUGUUGCCACAUACAGGCAGUUUCCUAUGAUCAGGCCUAAUGCCCAACUGAUUACCUCCAACAGACCAUACCUCUGCAAUUUCCUAGGAACUAUUUACAAAAAUUCCUCCAGAGAAAUUCUUAUGCAGGUGCUAAAACAAUCUGGUCUGGAUAAAGAAUGCAUCACCACUGCCAGGGAGAAAUGGCUCCCCCAGGAGACAGCAGACAGUUUGAAACGCUAUCAGACGGCUCUGGCUCAGAGUGAGCUCACUCUCUGCCCCAUUGGAAUCAACACAGAGUGCUACCGCAUCUACGAGGCCUGCUCCUACGGCUCCGUGCCUGUGGUGGAAGAUGUACUGACACCUGGGACCUGUGCGGCCGGGUCCAGCUCCCCACUGCGUUUGCUCAAAGCUGCAGGAGCGCCCUUCGUUUUUAUCAGUAACUGGAAAGAGCUACCGGCCAUCUUGGAGAGGGAGAGGGGGAUGAGCCAGGAGCAGAGGGUGGACAGGAGGAGGAGGCUGCUGGAGUGGUACGCCAGCUUCCGUCAGCAGAUGAAAGAGAGGUUCACAGAGGUCAUCGAGGAGACUUUCUUCAAAAGCGGCUGACAGCUGUGUUUAUCAAAACGUACAUUUAAAAGGUAUACAGGGGUAUACCGUACAGCCGUUCAAUAUUGGUUUAAUUUAUUUUGUGAUUUGUGGAUAAAUGUGACGUACUACUGAUGUUGUGUGCCUGAUGCUAUUUAGAGUAAUAUCCCUGUGCGGAUUAUUAUAAAACUAUUUGUGUCUGCAGUAAGGUGGCCAAUGCUAUUAUUUAAAGAACCCCAUGACAUUAUUUACAUUGGUAAUGUUCAUUGUCUUAAUGUUUACAAAGGUGGAAUGUCCAGGCGUUUAGAACACUAAAAUAUACUGCCUUUGCAAUUAGAAGAUCUUAUAUUAUUUCAAACCAUGUUUUAUAUCGGUUUGUACACACUUAAUGUUGUGAUUUUUUGGAACAUUUGGAGUAAGAUGAGAUGUGUUUUCAAGCCUCAUUUGAAAAUGGUGCUCGGGGCUUUUAUUUUAUAAUUGACUUGAAAACUGAUGCUGUUGCUUUGGCACGUGACAAUUUUCUGAUAAAGUUUUCAUUAUUGUGGUGCAUGUAUGUUUCAAGACAGGUCAAGACAAUGCAUUGACGUUUUUGUCCUUGGCUGAAAGAAGUUGAUGUGCUUGUAUGCAUUUAUCUCCAUACACGGUAGAUGGCGCUGUGGUUCGGCUAAUUGUUAGUGACUACAAUGAUGUCAGAUGAUGGAAAACGCUUUGUGAAGUUAGGAGUUGCGAACGCGCUGAAGCAUGUUGAUAUCUUUGAUAAACUUAUACUAAAAUGAUGUAUGUACUGUGCAUUUGACUGCUUGUCUUUUUGGAAUUUAAGAUGAAUAACUUCUCAACAAUAAAAUACCUGUGUAUUGUAUUA